Penicillium psychrosexuale is the source of this 1416-nucleotide messenger RNA. Its product is annotated as glycosyltransferase family 1 protein. NCBI's taxonomy places the organism in Eukaryota, Fungi, Ascomycota, Eurotiomycetes, Eurotiales, Aspergillaceae. The coding region runs from base 1 to 1416 and encodes 471 amino acids. The transcript is spliced from 3 exons. The record is from RefSeq and is a predicted model, not a curated record. Gene Ontology annotation, molecular function: UDP-glycosyltransferase activity.
AUGUCACCACCGAAACAGACCAUCCUCUUCCUCACAAGCCCAGAGCAUGGACAAUCCAACGUAGCACUCGCAGUAGCCGAAGAAUUCCUGCACCGCGGCGAGUUCGAAGUGCACAUCGCCUCCUUCGAGGAAUUAUCAGCACGCGUGCAAGCGAUAAACAACAAAGCGGAGUACGACCAAGUCAUCCACUUCCAUCCAAUCGCAGGCCCGUCCCUGUCCGAGAUCGUGACCCGUACAACACCAAAUAUAUGUCAUCGGCCAGGGCUCGCUGGCACGCGUGAUGCGUGUAACAUCAUCAACAUCUCUGUGGUAGGCUGGAAGCCUGACGAGUAUAUACGGUCCUAUCGAAGCAGUCUGGAGAUUCUGAAAGAUGUCCGUCCGGUCGUCGUGGUUGCGGAUCCACUGUUGCAUCUGGGACUAGACGCCGCUCGCAGUAUCGACACGCGAAUCGUGAUGCUUUGGCCUGUGCCUUUGAAAGAUAUAGUGGUAACUAUCCAGCCGAAAGCUGGCCUUUUAUGGAAAUAUCCCCUCACCGGGUCGGGGUAUCCAUACCCCCUUCCAUGGAGAUUGAUCCUUGCAAAUAUAUACAUAGUAUUUUGCUUCGGGCUUAUGGUUCGCUUGGGCGAGCCCCUACGCGAUCUUCUGGACAUUCGAAAGAAAGCAGGGAUCCAGACUGUCUUUCCUCACGUGGCACCUUACUGCGAAAACCAUCUGCAUCUCUCGCCUUCGUUCCGAGAAAUGGAUUUUCCGUUAUAUGUCCCGGAUAAUGUCAUCAGCUGCGGUCCGAUCCUCCGGCCAUGUCCGUCGCUUGCAGAUAGCGAUCCUGCACUGAAUUCAUGGUUGAAGGAGCCGACAAUUCUGAUAUGUCUAGGGUCACAUGUUCAAGCGCCAGAAAAUGAUGCAAUGCAGAUGUCGAUGGCUAUGCAGGCGGUGUUGCGCGAAUUUCCUAAUAUGCAGGUCUUGUGGAAGCUCAAAUAUGACUGGGAAAGCUCCCCGACGGUCAAGAAUAUUCUCGGACCUCUUGUCAGUUCUGAUAAAGUGAGGACUUUUCCAUGGAUCCAGCCGGAGAUUAUAUCUCUCUUGAAAGGCGGCAAUAUACUUGCAUAUGUCCACCAUGGAGGAGCGAACUCAUUUUUCGAGGCGUGCAAGGCUGGUGUUCCGCAGGUCAUUCUGCCCCAGUGGUUCGACACAUACGAUUGCCCGGCCCGAGUAGAGUGGCUAGGCAUUGGCUUACACGGAAGCCGCAAUGUGGCACCGGGUAUAGACGGAUCGAAGCUGUCUUCGGCCCUGCUGCGAGUGUUGAAAGAUAAAGGAAUGAAGAGGCGGGCUAGAGCCAUUGGAGAUUUGUGCAAGACGACCGAAGGACGCGUAGUUGCCCAUGACCAGAUCGUACAGUACGUACAGAAAGAGUUGUGA